AUGCACGAAGGGAGCAUGAAAAGGCACAGUACGAUACGGUACUAUUGUACACUUGAGACGAAUGUACGGCAUGUGUCGUGCAUCGGGCGAUCAGAGGAGAAGGCGGGAGGUGCAAGGUUGGGAACAAAGUCGGAUGCCCGAAGAGAAACGGGGGAAAAGUACCCUUGGGUAACAAUCAAACCCGUACGGACGAGGAGCCCCUUCCCCGAAGAUGAGGUUAGAGCAUCUCCAUCGCGCAGCCUGAAUGUUGUUAUUUCGGGGACACGUGUCCCAAUCCUAAUUGGUUUUUAUGUUUGGGCACCCUGUACUAGGCGGAGGGAGCAGCUAGCGGCAUCCCUCGAAUACUGUAUACCUAUUCUCUGCGUAGAAACAUACCCCUUCUGCAGAUGUUGCACAGCUGCUGCCACGUUGUACAAGACCCCAAAAAUAUUGUAA
Molecule: messenger RNA, 435 nt
Organism: Chondrus crispus (carragheen)
Lineage: Eukaryota; Rhodophyta; Florideophyceae; Gigartinales; Gigartinaceae
Exons: 1
Coding region: 1-435 (144 amino acids)
Source: RefSeq, a predicted model, not a curated record